Molecule: messenger RNA, 1142 nt
Organism: Erythranthe guttata (spotted monkey flower)
Lineage: Eukaryota; Viridiplantae; Streptophyta; Magnoliopsida; Lamiales; Phrymaceae
Product: oxidoreductase
Cellular component (GO): nucleus
Source: RefSeq, a predicted model, not a curated record
UCAACACAAUUUGAAAAUUCUGGAAUACAAUUAAAAACCUAGCUUGAUUUUGUGCUCCAAUGGCGGAAGAAAAUCUCACAGCGUUAAACAAGUAUAUCGUAGGCUCCGUGCCAACAGUCUUUUACAUUCCAGAAUACGUCACCUCUGCUGAAGAACAACUCCUCUUGAAUAAUAUUUACCGAGCUCCGAUUUCCAAGUGGAAGUCUUUGAAGAACAGGCGACUGCAGAAUUGGGGAGGAGUUGUGCACGAGAAGGGUCUUCUCGCCCAAGAUUUGCCGCCCUGGCUAACAAAAGUUACACAGAGAAUAUACGAGGAAUCAACUUUGUUUCCCUCAGCUAUUAAUCAUGUGCUUAUCAACGAAUAUUUACCUGACCAAGGAAUAAUGCCACAUCAGGACGGACCUGCAUACGUGCCGGUUGUGGCAAUCCUCUCUCUUGGAUCGCCUGUUGUAAUGGACUUUGUUCCGCAUCCCAGUUUUGAAAAUGCCACAUGCACAUCAGAAAACGACACUGAAGAUAAAAAUUCUGAACCAGCACAUAUUGAGAUGAGUUCUGACAAGUGCGAGAGCAAAUACCUUCCCUUUUCCUUGGCACUGAUGCCUCGCAGCUUACUCAUAUUUAAAGAUAAGGCGUACUCAGACUACUUGCACGGUAUAAAAGAUUGCGCGAGUCAACGAUGUGAUGAGGCUGUAAAUGUUACUAAUGGUCUGAAGGUUGAUGGAGAAACUGGAGGCGACACUGUCAUCAACAGGACUGGUACCAGAGUUUCUCUUACAUGCCGGGUAGUGACGAAAGUUCGCAAAAAUUUGAUAAAACUUUCCGGAUAGAGCAAUAGAAAGAUGGUAACUACUGAACCUUUUUUAUGGAAAUUUUAUUUCGAUGAAUCAUAGGAAAGAACAGACGAUUAAUUUAGGCUUGAUUUAUUCCUAAUCUUUGUUGUUCGCCAGUUGUUCACUACGAGUUCAUACUUCUUAAGUGGUAUUUUUGUAGUACAAGACCCCUCCGUUUGAUUUUUGAUAUCUUUUGGGCGUCUCGUAGUGAUCAAAUCAUCAAAUUCAUAACAACCUAAUCAGUUACCAACUCUAUGUAUACUCAUAAUUAUCUGAUGAAAUUUGCCGGUAAGGAUUCUCUUAAUACCUAAA